AUGAUCAAUGAAGAAAGAUUUAACUGGCUUACUAUCGGCAAAAGCUACGAUGAUGGAGAGAAGAGUUCAAAAAAGAAAUCAAGCAAAGAUGUAAAGAAGAGCUCUAAGAAAGAUAAGCAUAAAUAAAAAGAAAGACAAAACUAAGAACAAAAGAAAAAGGGCAGCUGACUACUUUGCCUCAGAUAGUGACAGUGACGCCCCUAACAAACUUGUUGCUUACAAACACAGUCAUGAAAUAGCACGUAAAGAUUCUAAAAAGAGCAAGAAACGGAGUAAAGAUAAGGCGAAAAAGGAGAAAAAGAUAAAGAAAGAAAUGAAAAGGCAGCUUAAAGAGCUAGCAAAGACAGUUGUGAUGUCUACAGGAUUCCAAAAUACUGAUGGAAAAGAAGAAAUGCCAGCUAAUUUUGAAGAAAUUAAUUAUGAGAAGCAUGAAAAGAUGGUAGAUGGGAUCAUUAAAACGUUAAAUGCACCCAAAAAAUUCGAAUUCGAUGAAGACACAGUAUUUGCCAAAGCCAUUUGUGCCAAUGAGGAGCAGGCAUUCACCAUAAAUGCUAUUAGUUAUGAUGAUUAUGAAAAAUAUGGAAAGCCCCAAGAUGCUGAAAUUCCACUGUUCAGAAGAGCAACCAGAGACUAUAUUAUCGGAUUUGAUCAGAUCAAGCGAAGACGCGGACUGAGUAUCAAAAGACAUAUGAUCGAAAUUAUCAGAGACCUGAAUGAACUAUGUGGAAUAUACAGGAAGGAUAAUAAGCAAAUUCUGAGAAAACUAAAUUACGGCUUACCGAAAUAUAGAAUAUAUUCAAAAAAAUUCUACAAGAAAAACAAGGAUGUUGAGGAAGAUGAUCACAGGAUUCAUCAUGUUAACAAAGUCCCAAAAGAAUUUGCAGAAUCUGAUGUCAUCGACACGAUCAAAGACAUGCAACUGUGGGAUGAAGUUGAAAAUAGUGAAGAGAGUUUUGAGGAUUACCUUGAAGGAAAUAUGAAGUUCAAGUAUUAAAAAAUCUAAA
This is a messenger RNA of Moneuplotes crassus, 1004 nucleotides long. Lineage: Eukaryota; Ciliophora; Spirotrichea; Euplotida; Euplotidae. The record is from the annotation of a GenBank genome assembly.